Aptenodytes forsteri (emperor penguin) is the source of this 447-nucleotide messenger RNA. RefSeq names its product nucleoplasmin ATPase. Gene Ontology annotation, molecular function: histone binding; chromatin binding; RNA binding. The transcript has 5 exons. Lineage: Eukaryota; Metazoa; Chordata; Aves; Sphenisciformes; Spheniscidae. Gene Ontology annotation, cellular component: nucleoplasm; nucleolus; cytoplasm. The record is from RefSeq and is a predicted model, not a curated record. The coding region runs from base 1 to 447 and encodes 148 amino acids. Gene Ontology annotation, biological process: chromatin remodeling.
AUGAGCAGCUCUUCUCCCUUCUCCAGGUUGCUGUCAGAGGAGAGGCCCGUUGCUGCCCUGUGGGGCUGCCAGCUGAACACAGGCACCCGGAGCUGCGUGGUGCAGGAGGACGAUGACUUCUUGGAGCACCUGGUCCUGCUGAGAACGAUCUGCCUGGGGGCCGAGGCCAGGGAUGAGCUGCACGUGGUGGCCGUUGAUUCAAAAAACACAUAUGGAGACCACAAGCCGGUGCCCAUCGCAGCGCUGCGGACCUCGGUGCUCCCCAUGAUCAGCCUCAAAGGUCUGGAGCUGGUCCCUCCUGUCACCUUUGUGCUCAAGUGUGGAGCUGGACCAGUCUAUCUCAGCGGGCAGCAUGUCACCCUGGAAGAUGAUGCUAAGUACGAAACCCACGAGGAAGAGCUCUUGGAGGAAGACAUAGGUGAUGAGGAUGAUGCUAGAGCAUCAUAG